Molecule: messenger RNA, 639 nt
Organism: Centruroides sculpturatus (bark scorpion)
Lineage: Eukaryota; Metazoa; Arthropoda; Arachnida; Scorpiones; Buthidae
Gene: hoip
Product: NHP2-like protein 1
Exons: 5
Coding region: 144-527 (127 amino acids)
Biological process (GO): maturation of SSU-rRNA; ribosome biogenesis; mRNA splicing, via spliceosome
Cellular component (GO): precatalytic spliceosome; box C/D methylation guide snoRNP complex; nucleolus
Molecular function (GO): RNA binding
Source: RefSeq, a predicted model, not a curated record
CUGAUCUUAUAUUGCCGGCUCGUCCAGGAUACAGCGUCGUUCCUGUUCGUGUAUAAUUUACAAAGAGAAGUUUUCAGUAUUUCUCCUCAGUGACGCGAAAAGUAGUCUCGCCGAGAGGAUUUUUAUACAAAAAGCUGUUCAAAAUGACUGAAGAUGUAAAUCCAAAAGCAUAUCCUUUGGCUGAUGCUGCUUUAACAACUAAAAUACUUAAUUUAGUUCAACAAGCAGCCAAUUACAAGCAGUUGAAAAAAGGUGCUAAUGAAGCAACAAAAACAUUAAAUAGAGGACAAGCAGAAGUAAUAAUAAUGGCUGCUGAUACAGAACCAUUGGAAAUUUUGUUACAUCUUCCUUUGUUAUGUGAGGACAAGAAUGUUCCUUAUGUUUUUGUGAAAUCUAAACAUGCUUUGGGAAGAGCUUGUGGCGUAUCUCGACCGGUUAUAUCCUGUUCAAUUACCAUGAACGAGGGUUCCCAGUUGAAGCCGCAGAUACAAGUUUUACAACAGGAAAUCGAGAAGCUUUUAGUUUAAGACAGUCAUUUUUAUUUUUAUCAUUGUCACUUUUUUAUUUGACAUUUAUAUUUCCAUAAUGUAUGUAUACACUAUUUGAGACUUCACCAAUAAAUUGUUAAAUAUGGGUUCA